Messenger RNA from Emiliania huxleyi CCMP1516, 1113 nucleotides. RefSeq lists its product as hypothetical. The transcript is spliced from 2 exons. The annotation marks the transcript as partial. The record is from RefSeq and is a predicted model, not a curated record. Lineage: Eukaryota; Haptophyta; Isochrysidales; Noelaerhabdaceae.
GGGGCGGCGGUGAGGGCGGCGGUGAGGGUGGAGGUGAGGGUGGCGCCUGAAAGUGGCGGCGGCGAGGGCGGCGGCGAGGGCGGCGGCGAGGGCGGCGGCGAUGGCGGCGGCGAGGGCGGCGGCGGUGAGGGCGGCGGUGAGGGUGGAGGUGAGGGCGGCGGCGAGGGCGGUGGCGGCGAGGGCGGUGGUGGUGAGGGCGGCGGCGAGGUGGGCGACGGGGUGGGCGACGCGGUAGGCGAAGCCGUCGGCGACUCUGUAGGCGAAGCCGUCGAACUGGGUGCAGAGGAGGGAGCGGCGGAGGGGGCGGAGGAGGGGGCGGAGCUCGAAGCUGACGAGGGCGAAGAGGAGGGGGCGGAGCUAGGAGCCGACGAUGGAGAAGAGGAGGGUGCGGCGCUGGGCGAUGACGACGGGGCAGAGCUCGUAGCUGACGAGGGCGAAGAGGAGGGAGCUGACGAGGGCGCGGAGCUCGAGGGCGGCGGCGGUGAGGGUGGUGGCGGCGAGGGCGGCGGCGAGGGCGGCGGCGAGGGCGGCGGCGGUGAGGGUGGAGGUGAGGGUGGAGGUAAGGGCGGCGGCGAGGGAGGUGGCGGCGAGGGCGGUGGUGGUGAGGGCGGCGGUGAGGGUGGAGGUGAGGGCGGCGGCGAGGGCGGUGGCGGUGAGGGCGGUGGUGGUGAGGGCGGCGGCGAGGUGGGCGGCGGGGUGGGCGACGCGGUAGGCGAAGCCGUCGGCGACUCUGUAGGCGAAGCCGUCGAACUGGGUGGUGCAGAGGAGGGAGCGGCGGAGGGGGCGGAGGAGGGGGCAGAGCUCGAAGCUGACGAGGGCGAAGAGGAGGGGGCGGAGCUAGGAGCCGAGGACGGGGAAGAAGAGGGCGCGGAGCUCGGCGAGGAGGAGGGGGCGGAGCUAGGAGCCGACGAGGGCGAAGAGGAGGGUGCGGCGCUGGGCGAUGACGACGGGGCAGAGCUCGGAGCUGACGAGGGCAAAGAGGAGGGAGCUGACGAGGGCGCGGAGCUCGAUGGCAAGUGCGGCGUGCGCGGCCAGGGCGCAGGCAAGUGCGGCGUGCGCGGCCAGUGGCUAAGCUUACUAGAUCCUGACCAAGCGUUCCAACGCGAUGGCUGA